AUGCAAGCUAGCCAACUAGUCAUCCUACUUUCAGCCGUUCAACAACGGGACCGUCUUGGACCGAGGAAUCCUAAACCGAUUUCAUCCAUCUUCUCUGAAUCGGAAGCAUGGAUAGAUGUUUCCAAUCAAACUUCAGCUAGCCAACUAGUCAUCCUACUUUCAGCCGUUCAACAACGGGACCGUCUUGGACCGAGGAAUCCUAAACCGAUUUCAUCCAUCUUCUCUGAAUCGGAAGCAUGGAUAGAUGUUUCCAAUCAAACUUCAGGAUCCCCCACCGCAAACCACUUUUUAAACCAUCUCAUCCACCUCCAGCAGAAUCAGCGUUCACGUCACAGAAAACUACACAAAAACUACAGUAACCCACCAAUCGGUGAUAAGAAAGAUCAUGCUACUUCUGCUGAUAUAAACCUGGCCUUGAAGUUGGGAAUGAAGGAUGCUGAUGAGUGGGGAAACCAAUUUGAUGCCUAUCGAAUUCUAGCUCAAAAGGAAAAGAGAAUGGUGCUCUCUGAAUAUGGAAUAUUGUUUUUAUUGAUUGAUCAAGGAUUCAAAACUGCACAGGAAGCAGUUGAUGAGGGAUAUUGGUUAUUGCAAAAUGGAAAGGUUUUAGAAGUUAAGCAGAACAAUCUUUCGGUCCUCUUAUCCAAAUCGUGUGGAUCUGAAAAAUGUUAUGGAGAUUCGAAAUAA
Caenorhabditis briggsae is the source of this 684-nucleotide messenger RNA. The coding region runs from base 1 to 684 and encodes 227 amino acids. The transcript is spliced from 4 exons. The record is from RefSeq and is a predicted model, not a curated record. Lineage: Eukaryota; Metazoa; Nematoda; Chromadorea; Rhabditida; Rhabditidae.